Messenger RNA from Meloidogyne enterolobii, 2829 nucleotides. Lineage: Eukaryota; Metazoa; Nematoda; Chromadorea; Rhabditida; Meloidogynidae. The record is from the annotation of a GenBank genome assembly.
AUGAAUAUGCCAUCUGCCGAUUUUUGUUCAUCUUUCUCUCAAUCCCAUUUACGAAAAAAUUCUUUAUUUCAAAACAAAGUUAUGAAGGCUUCUGCUGGGUCAAUACUUGGCCAACAUCUUCGUAGAAAAUCAACUGCUGCAUUGUUGAUGACAAAUGAAUUGAGAAGAAGUUCGAGAGUUUCUACAAAUUCUUUUGAAAAAUCACAUUUUUGUCUUGGUCCUGAUGGUUUAAGUUUUCACGGAAUUAAUUUAGUCCCCUUUCAUAACGGAUUUCGUUAUACUUUAUCAGAUCCAACAACUCACAAAUCUUCAGAAUUAUUUUCAAUAAGAAAUAAAAAUAUUGACGACAUUCCAAAAACAAAAUUACAUAAAAUUACGGACAGAUUGUUGAGUUUUUAUGAAAAAUCGCGUAUUCAUUAUUUAUUGCCAAUACUUGUUUUAGUUAUUUAUUCAUUUCUUGGAGGCGCUAUAUUUUACACAAUUGAAAGUCCGGCUGAACAGAAUGUUUUGAUUAAGAAAAAAGAAUAUGUAGAAAGGGAAGAAAAACAUAUAAUCUCAGAAGUUUUGGCAAUUGAUAGAAAAUUAAAAGAAAUGAGAAAUAAUUACAAUUUAAGUACACAAAAUAAAAGUGAAAUAUUAGAGACAUUUGCAAGUAUAACUACUUUAAAUAAAGAAAUAUUUAAAUAUCGGCGGUUAGCAAUGAAUAGAAUACAUAAAGUACCGAUAAAUAUUCUUUGUUUAAUUUUUUUAAAAUUUAAAAAGGUUAUUUAUUGGUAUGUACUUCAAAGUUAUUAUCUUAAUGAUCAAGAGACAUAUAAAUCAUCUCUUUUAAAUCCAAGCAGCCCUGAACGUUUAUGGAAAACACAUUUCCAAUCAGGUUCGGGUGAACUUGGUAUUGGCCGUAUUUUGGCUCUUCGAAAUUAUACACAACAAUUAGCCGAACGUUGUUGGGAACUUGGUUAUGGAGCACAUAAACCAGAAUAUUUAAAUAAAGCUUUACGUGUUAGUAUUGAUGAAUUUAAUAAAUUUGUUGGUUUACAACAUACACUUACACCUUCCUGGACAUUUUGGAAUUCUAUGUUUUUAGCUGUAACAACUUAUUCAACAAUUGGUUAUGGAAAUAUUGUGCCGAAAACAAGACUCGGAAAAUUUUUUGCAAUGAUUUAUGCAGUUAUUGGAAUUCCAAUGACUUUUAUGAUUUUACACAAACUUGGCCGUUUCUUUCUUCUUUGUUUAGAAUGUUUUUGGCAUAAACUUAUUUGGUUAAUGGAAUUUAUUAGUUGUGUUAAAGAUGCUGAAAAAUUAAAAGGAAAAGUGCAAGGUUCUGGUGGAAUGCCUGUACUUUUAGCUAUUGGAGUUGCCUUUUCUUGGAUGUUUUUAUGUGCUGCUAUUUUUCUUCAAUUUGAACAAGAUUGGGAUUAUUUUAAAAGUUUUUAUUUCUUUUUUUGUUCUCUCACAACUAUUGGAUACGGUGAUGUUACCCCAACAAAUUCUGAGGAUAUGUUUAUAAUGUUUGGAUUUAUAAUUGUUGGCCUUUCACUUGUAUCAAUGUGUAUUAAUGUUAUUCAAUUAAAAUUAGAAGCAUUAUUUGAAGAAUUACUUUUAACAAUGAUGGAAGAGUAUGGAGAUACUGGACAAACUGUUGAGGAAAUAACAGCAGCAAUAGAACCACAUAUGUCUUUAAUGGAUUUGUGGAAAGUUUGGAAAAGAAGAAGACAAAGAAGAAGUACACAAAUACAUUCGGAAGAUGAACAACAAAAAAUAAUUUUACCUUCAUUACAAAAUAAAAAACAAAUUUCAAUAGAAUUACAACCAACAGAUUAUUUAUUAUUACCUAGACAAUCUAAACAAUUUUCAAAUAAUAAUUUAAUAUCAGAAAGUAAUUUUCAUCGACUAGUUAAAUUAUUUCCGUUUGGAAAAAUGAGAAGAGAAGCAAUUUUGAGGAGAUUACAAAUGCGCUUUAAUAAACAUCAUAAAUCGACACAAACAGAUUUUUGUUGUUUACAACAUGGACAUGGAAGUUUUGCUAGAUAUCAACCAGAUAUAAAUUUAUUUAGUUAUGCAACACAAGAAUUGGAUGAAGAAGGUACUUUAACAAAUAAUUCAUCCUCAGAAAUGUCAACAGUCAUUAAUGAAGGGGUUAACUUUCAUGAACAACAACUGGACUUUAAUCAGUCAAAUGAAGAAAGAAAUCAACCAAAAAAAGUUAUUUUAGCAAAUUCCCCUUCAAUUAAUUCGUCUAAAAGUAAUAAUACUUUGAGAGUUGUUGUUAGUGGAGGGGCUAAUAAUACUAUUUCUUCUUCAUUAUCUUCAUCACCAAUUGCACUUACUAGUACUUCAAGUAGUUCUUCAACAGCUUACAUUAGAAGAUAUUUACCUAGUAACUCACAACGUCGCCAAACAAGUUCUCUCUCCUCGUCUUUUCAAACUCGUGGUUCUGUUCAUUCAGCGCCUUUAAAUGAACAACCAGGCUGUUCCACAUAUUCGGGUGCAGCUGUUUCAGCUAAUUUAUCUGUUGGCGCAAUGGAAAGGCAUUCAGUUAGUGGGCAACAACAAAAGAAUUAUUUAGAAGAAAUUGGACAUAGACGUUGGACAUUUUUUGAAUCAGGCAGAACAUCACGUGGGGAACCUAGAGGGUUGGGUGUUCCUUAUAUGUAUACAAAAAAGAAAGCAAAAACAAAUGAAACAACGGAAAUGAAAAGAUUAAUAGCCGAAAUUGAUUCUAGAUUAUUGGAUUGUCGAACAUUAGUGUCCCCAUGUUCACGUUCCUUAUCAAGAAAUUCAAUGUCUUCCGAUGAUUAUUUAAUAAAGAAACAAAAAGAAAAAUAA